ACUGUGCGAAGGUCAAGAGUUUCGCGCCAAAUCGAGAAGUAAACAAAUCUCCUUGACGAGUUGACGUGCUGAGUCCUGCUUGGCGCUGGUCACGCCGCUAUUCCUGACAGUGCUCGUGUCGCCACAUUAACACAUUGUUCACUAUGUUUGACGGUGGAGGCUUUGGGGGAGAUGCUGGAGACUAUGGCACACAACAGUUCUCCUCCCCAGCCCCUGAAGCUAAAAAGCAAGGCAACAAGAUAGAGAGUAUGCUGCCUCUCACCAUAAAGACUGUGUUGGACUUGGAUGAGAACAACCAGGAAUACCUUGGCACUAAGGUUAACAUGCUGUUAGUGAUGGGUAAGAUCCAAGAGGUGAAUGUUACUAGUACAAAAGUGACCUACAUACUGGAAGAUACCACAGGCUCCAUCUCCGCUAUCAAGUGGCUCGACUCAGAGUCUGAGGAAGAAACCUUGAUGGAGAACACUUACUGCCAGGUGUAUGGGACCUUGAAGUCCUACCAUGGCAAUAAGCAGCUUCUUGCUCUGCAUAUGGAGCCUGUCACAGACUUCAACUGGAUCACUGCACAUUUAAUGGAUGUGAUGUACACGGCUCUGCAGCUUUCACGCUUGAAGGAGGAGGCAAUUGAUGGUGGCUUUAACAAAGGUGCCAUGGCGGGAAGCAAUGAUAACAUGUCAAACUCCAUGGUGGGCUUUGGGAGUUUGGCUGGCCCUGGGAUGCCUGAUGGGGGCAUGGGUGGCGGUGGCAGCGGUGGGUACUCCUCGAUGAACCUCACAGCGAAGCAGAGAUGGUGCUUGAGGGCUGAGAGGACAAGGACUUUGUCUAUCCCCAAGAUUGGGAAGAGAUUGCCUGCUUGGCCUAUGGCUCAGUUGAUCCGGUCAUCCUGUGAUGACGAUGGCAACUCGAGAGACUACAUCAAGGUGAAACUCAAGGGGAAGGUGACAUCGCAGGAGGUCGAUAAUGUUCUCUUCUUCCUGAGUGGUGAGGGACAUGUUUUCACCACUGUGGAUGAAGACCACUUCAAGGCCACUGAUGGUUAGCUACACACUGUCUCAGCCCUUCAGUCUGAGAGGGAAGCCUCUGUGGGGUAAUUUUCUCCCUAUUUGGUUUUGGCUGUUACUUCAUUGUUCCUUUAGGCACUAUUCAUUGAGUGCAAGGCCAUACUUUGGAAUUUCUAUAGUAUUUCUAAAGGAACUACUUAAUUGUGUACAUUCCCACUUAAAGAUCCAAAGCUGUUCAGUAUGAUGCAGAAAUAAUUGAACACAAUAUGAUUGCAUACUAAGAAUUAUUGCCUUUAGUUUCUCAAUUUAGUAUGUUGAAUAUUUAUUUGUAUUCUCAUUGUAAGAAAGAAAAUUAUAAAUUGUGAUGUUUUUGAGUUUGCCAUUGUAUAUGUACUGUAUAUUGCCUUCUGAAUUUCUAUAUCAUUUCUCAAGGAACUACCUAAUGUGUGCAUUCCCAGUUAAAGAUCCAAAGCUGUUUAGUUUGAUACUCAAAUAAUUGUACACACAGAAUAUGAUUGCAUACUAACAAUUACUGCAUUUUUAGUUUCUCAAUUUUGUAUGUUAAUAUAUAUUUGCUUUUUCAUUAUGAUGAAAACUAGAAAUUAUGUGAUAUUUUUAGUUUCCUAUUAUAUAUGCAUAUUGCUAAUGUGAAAUCAGACUGUAUACAAGUUCAGUGAAGCAAUAGUAAAAAAAUUCCACAUUUAUACAAAAGACUGGAUUAAGUUUCAUAUUUACACAAGAAAUCAAGAGAAUAAACUUAAUACAUUUGAGACUAAUUGUGAGAUGACUUUGUUCAUUGGCUUCAUUUAAACCUGAGAUAAGGAGCAUCCACUGAGUGUAGCAGGAAGCCUUGACUUAAUACAGAGAAAACAGUUCAUUGUGUUACCUGAAGAACCAGUUGAAAAUGUAUUGCCUCUACAAAGAAAAAAAAAAACGAGAGGAAAAAAAUGGUUCUUGUGCUCUGUAUGAAGGAUCCAAGAAAAAGGUGCCUCUGGUACAGUUCUUGGUUCAUGACUGAAAUUUUGUUAGUUUUCUUCAGUGGAACCUUGGUUACCACAUGCCUCCUUUUUCAAAAAAAAAUUUGAACUCUUGGUUUCUUUGGUUACAAAACCAUAAAUUCAGUUCUUGAACAGUUACUUGAUUUCAAAUACUAAAAAAUGAAGCUAAACCUUCUGUAAAUUACUAAUUUAUAGUUAGGUAUUUCCUUCAUUUUAUGUAUUUGGAGCAUAGAUACAGUGGGUAAAACUAAUUCAGUCUUUGAAAUAAGUUAAAUGUGAUUUUGUUGAAAAGCCUCAAUGUAAACAGAUCGUUAUUAGUGCUCAUUGUAAUCCUGAGUCAUCUGUACCUCUCUGCACAACUGCAUUUUCUCAGCAGCAAGAUGUCUAAGUGUUAUGAUCACCUUCAUUUUGGUGGUGAGUGGGUUGCUCUUCUCUCUUCUCUGUGUUACUCUGUAGGGGUUCCUUCAUUGGAUCAGUGGCAAAGAGAACACCUGCCCCAUUUAAACAUUAUCUCCUGAUGAGUUCCAUGUCACUAAGUUAUUCAAUAUGUCCUAUCUAGGUAAAUAAUUUCUGAGCAAGGAAUGUGAAGCAGCCAUCAUGGAUGUGGGAGCAUGUGAUGCGCUACUGAGACAGGGUGGACGGAUGUCUUGGAACAGAUUAAUCCAGUUUACAUUGAUUCCUGUGGGAAACUAGUUUUGGCUUCCAAACAUUUCAGAUUUUGAACAGCAUUGAAAAAUGAUUAGUAAGCUUGAGAACUGAGGUUCCAAUGUACUGUCUUACAUUUUCUUUGGUAAGAGGUAGUAAUCUUGUAACAAUAGUUUAUGGUCUUAUAAUGCCUUGAAGCUAUUUGAUGUUGAAGGAUAAAGAGAUGCACUACCAGCUCUUCCCAACUUUAAUGUUCACAGGAACAACAUAGAAGUGCCAGAGUGCUGGUAGUUGUUGUUGCUGCUGCAUUCUGGCCAAUACCAUAUUGGUGAAAUAAAAAUUAUCAACAACCA
Portunus trituberculatus (swimming crab) is the source of this 2997-nucleotide messenger RNA. It is a transcript of the gene RPA2, whose product is annotated as replication protein A 32 kDa subunit-B-like. Gene Ontology annotation, molecular function: nucleic acid binding. The coding region runs from base 144 to 1040 and encodes 298 amino acids. The record is from RefSeq and is a predicted model, not a curated record. Gene Ontology annotation, cellular component: DNA replication factor A complex; chromosome, telomeric region; site of double-strand break. Lineage: Eukaryota; Metazoa; Arthropoda; Malacostraca; Decapoda; Portunidae. The transcript is spliced from 9 exons. Gene Ontology annotation, biological process: DNA replication; double-strand break repair via homologous recombination; nucleotide-excision repair.